Didymodactylos carnosus is the source of this 1812-nucleotide messenger RNA. The record is from the annotation of a GenBank genome assembly. Lineage: Eukaryota; Metazoa; Rotifera; Eurotatoria; Philodinida; Philodinidae.
AUGUUUUUUAUUGAUUAUGGUGAUGUUAUUCGAGCAUUAGCAAUUAUAUCCUUUAUCUAUUUUGUAAAAUAUAUCUUAACUGUUAAACGUGGUCUAUAUCAUACACAAAAUUUUCGUUUACAAGCCACAGAAAAAUUAGCAUCGCGUGAUCUUAAACGUCAGACACUAUUAGAUAUAUUAAAAAAUGAUUUUGUUGUUCCAUCAAAACAAUUACAUGAUCAAAUAUAUAAUUUAACAGCUACACAACUUUUAGAAGGUUUUAAAGCAAAUUCAUUUACGUACAGUGAUGUGAUCCAUUUAUUUUCUUUACGUGCAUUGACUAUUGGAAUUAAAACAAAUGCGGUUACCGAAGAAUUUUACGAUGAUGCUAUUAAAAAAGCCAAAGAACUUGAUAAAGAAAAAGAUUUGGCGAUGUACAAGAGUGACGAUCAAUUGUUAUUAUUAGGUGUUCCAAUUAGUGUUAAAGAUCAAAUACACCAACAAGGAGCUGAUAGUUCAAUGGGUUUAACAGCAAGAAAUUUUAGGCCAUCACAUCAGAAUGGACUUGUAUUAGAAUUACUCAUUGAACAAGGAGCCAUUCCAUUCGUACGAACAAAUACGCUUCAAGCAAUGAUGUUACCCGAAACAGACAAUUUAACAUAUGGACGUACUGUUAAUCCGUGGGAUUUUACUCGAACAUGUGGUGGUUCAUCCGGUGGUGAAGGUGCUCUAUUAGGCGCUCGAGGUUCAGUAUUAGGUAUUGGAACGGAUGUAGGAGGCUCAAUUCGUAUUCCGGCUCAUUUUUGCGGUGUAUAUGGUUUUAAACCAACGCCAGGUCGAAUUACGGAUUUAGGUAUUGGUAUUCCUCGUCUAAAAGAUGUAAUAGGAGAAGGAAAUAUUCGUGCCACUGUUGGACCAUUAGGACAUUCAACAGAUGAUCUUGUUCUCGUUAUGAAAUCAUUUUUGAAACCCAAAAUGUGGCAGAAAGAUAAAAGUUUAGUAAAGUUACCAUGGAGGGAUGAAACAUACCGUGAUCGUACAGAAAAACUUCGUAUUGGUUAUUAUACAACAGAUGAUUGGUUUACAGCAUCACCAGCUUGCGUUCGAGCCGUUCUUAACGCCGUAGACGCUCUCAGGCAAUUAGGUCAUACAGUUGUUGAAUUUAAACCAAAAAAUAUGUCGACAGCUGUACGACUUUACACCUCUAUUUUGGCUGCUGAUGGAAUAAAGCAUUUUCUGGAAGCUUUAGAAGGCGAAAAAUUGAAUAAUCUUUACACAAAUUUAUUUCUUGCAUCUAGAAUUCCCACUUUUUUACGUCCAUUAUUGUGUACAAUAUUGACCAUAAUUGGAGAAUCUCGUGCUGCUUUGAUUGUUAAAAGUGUUGGUGCUAGAAAGGCAUACGAUUAUAUUGAACUAAUACGUGAGAUGAAAUUAUUUGCGGAUCAUUGGAUAACCGAUAUGGAAAAUCACAAUAUUGAUUUAAUUAUAUCGCCCGCGAAUGGUUUACCUGCGUAUCACCAUACAUUAUCGAAAGAUUUGUUUGUUUCCUGUUCGUAUACGCUAAUUUAUAAUCUUUUAAAUUUUCCAGCGGGUGUUGUACCGGUUACAGUUGUUAAAGAUGAUGAACAACGAUAUUCGGACGAUUUUAAUGAUUCGUAUACGAAGAAGGCAGCAAGCGUGUGUCAAAAUUCAAAAGGUUGUCCUAUCGGUGUUCAAGUAGCCGGUUUUCCAUGGCAAGAUGAAAAAGUAUUAAGAAUAAUGAAAGAACUGGAAGAUAAAAUUCAAUUCAAACAAUUACCUAAAUUAGCUCAAGAUAUUGAUAUUUAUCACUAA